Molecule: messenger RNA, 7540 nt
Organism: Rhagoletis pomonella (apple maggot)
Lineage: Eukaryota; Metazoa; Arthropoda; Insecta; Diptera; Tephritidae
Gene: lbk
Product: leucine-rich repeats and immunoglobulin-like domains protein 3
Exons: 9
Coding region: 630-5204 (1524 amino acids)
Molecular function (GO): protein binding
Source: RefSeq, a predicted model, not a curated record
GUUUACUUCGUUGGUAUCGUUCUUAAGAAACGGAUGCGAAUGUGAUUUGCUGCGCGUGAAAAAAUUAUCAUAAACUGUUCGAACGUUUGUGAAAGAAGAAAUCUGAUAAGUGAAGUUCAUCCUGUGGUGAUUUUAAAUGGGAAAUUUGUUCUCAUUGCAGUUAAAACAAAAAAAGAUUCUGUGCAACGUGUGAAAUUAAGUAAUUUAAGAGGUGGUUGCUGAUUUAAUAAAAGUCAAGUGAAUUAAAUUCAAUUGCAUAAAAAUAUAUGUAAAUUAGAAUGCAACUUAUGUAAAUACUACAUAUACAUAUAAACUCGAGUGGGAACUUUGAUUCGAGUUUUAACAAACAUUUUAUGGUAUUAAUGAAAGAGGAUUAUCCACUUCGAACGAAUAAUUAAAAUAACGUUUUGAAUCAUUAAAUACCAAACCUUGGAUUCCAACGAUUUUCAUAUCAAUAUGCUCAACGCCAUUGAAGCUGUCAUCAUAACAAAAUGAAAAAAAUUACUUAUUCAAAAACUAAUAUUUCAACCACCAUGGGUAAUUUUAAUCCGAAUGAAACGGAUAAAGAUUAAGAAAAAAUCCUUAAUAAAAGAGGGUUGGUUGGGGGAAAAAAAAUAAAGAAAAUAAAAAUGAGCGCUGACGGCCUCACUUGCGAUUGCACAGUAAUGCAGCGAUUACAACACCAAUGUCAAAAUGGACAAAAGCAAAGCCAGCUACGACCAAAGCGAUCGCAGUGUCGCGCAACGGAAGUGAGCACCGUGACCACUAACAAAAAUAAGAGCAAAACAAAGAGCAGCAGAAACAGCAGUAGUAGCGACACGAGCUGCUGCAACAUUAAUUGGCACGCGAAAAUUGCAAAGCAAUGGCAAAGGAGCAAAAAGUCAAUGACUGUGCAAAUGGAACAUGAAAAUAACAGUACUCGCACUAAUUAUUACAAUUUCAAUAAUAUCAAUCGAUUACUAAUUGCCACUGUCGUACUGUUGAUAACACUGUCAGCAACAACAACAACAACCACUACUACAACUGCUACAAUUAUGAUAACAGCUGUGUCAACAAAGACUGCAACAGCAACAUUAAACGGCCUAUUGACAACUGCUGUACCAGCGGUAGCGCUCUCUUUCGCAUUCGCGCCCAUCUCACUAAUUGGUCAUAUGACUUUGGCGACAGCAGCAGCAGUGCCCAUCUCGUCGCCUCUAUCCGCGUUACAACAGGAACGUCAAUUCCAACAACAACAAUUGUUUGCGAUGCUGACGAAAAAUCGUCAAGGUAACGCUGCCGAAGUGAUUGCUGCUGAUGGUGGCACGGACGUGGGCGGUGCCGUAGAAGGCGUGGCAGCCUCAGCGAUGGCUGCUGGAUUUGUUCCAAAGCAUUUAUUAGACUUGGAUGCGGCCGCUCCAGUGGCGGCAGAUGCAGAUGCAGAUACUUCAUUGGAGACAGCUGGUUUUGUGGCCGAUGAUGGUCAGCGGUAUGAAAAGGCGGUGAAAGCGUUAGCUGCCGCCGUUAAUAGCAAAGCCGGUGGCAAUAGUAACGAUAGCAAUGGCAGCGGUGGCGGCGGUCGACUGUUUGGUGUGGGCACAUCAACUGAUUGUCCAAAGGAGUGCAAAUGCUUGGAUGCGUACUUCGAUUGUGGUGAUAAACUUUUGGAUCGUGUCCCCAUAUUGCCCGGCUACGUGCAAACGCUCGAUCUGGUUGGUAAUAAACUGAAUAAUACAAGUGUGCUGCAGAUAAGGAAUCUAACGGAAUUAAUAAAACUCACGCUAAAACGCAACCAACUGGAAAGUGUUCCCGUAUUCAGCGAGCUCAGCGCUUUAAAGCAGCUCAAUUUAGCUAAUAAUCGUAUACAACGUAUUAGUAGCGCGGCAUUGGAAGCCUUACCGAAGCUGAAAUCAUUAGAUUUGUCCAGAAAUUUUUUACACGCUAUAGAGUCCAGUUAUUUUCCGCCAAACAACCGUUUGGCGCAUCUCAUACUCAACUCAAAUGAAAUUGGUACUAUUGAUGAAGACGCCUUUCAGCACUUAGGCGAUUUAUUGGACUUGGAAUUGAACAACAAUCGCCUAAUGACAUUGCCGGCAGGGGUUUUUCGUACUUUACACAAAUUGCGGAAACUCUCGUUAAAUAACAAUCAGCUUGAAAUCAAUUGGUCAACAUUUCGCGGUUUGUCAUCAAUUCAAAAGCUCUUUCUCAAAUCCAAUAACAUACGCGCUCUGCAAGAUGGCGUUUUCUAUGUAAUGCACGCCAUCGAAACGAUUGAAUUGGACCAUAAUGGCAUCACAUCGCUUAGCCGUCAGGGGCUCUUCAAUCUCACAAAAUUGCAUCACUUGAGCUUAUCAAAUAAUUCCAUCUCGCGCAUUGAGCCAGACACUUGGGAAUUCACGCAGUCACUAAUUUCGCUCGAUUUGUCACACAACAACAUCAGCGAAUUCAAGCCGCAGCACUUGGAUUGUCUUAAACGUUUGCGACACCUGAAUUUGGGUCACAACAAAAUCCAAUAUCUGGCAGAGAACACAUUUGAUUGUGUGAAAAAUUUAGAGGAUUUGAAUUUGCGUCGCAACAAACUCGCCUGGAUCAUUGAGGAUCACGGCGCUACGCCUGCGUUUAAAGCAUUACGCAAGCUAAAAAAGUUGGACUUGUAUGGCAAUAACUUGAAGCAGAUCAUGAGCAAAUCGCUUAGCGGCCUCGGAAAUUUAGAGUCCCUCAACUUGGGUGGCAAUGCAUUGGCCACCAUACAGUCGGGCGCCUUCGACCACAUGCCACAUCUGCAGAAGUUAAGCUUUAAAUCUUUGAAUUUUAUCUGCGACUGUGAGUUACUCUGGUUCCAACGUUGGCUGCGUCACAAUGAACAAUCGACCAUCGGCACGCAAGUGCAAACGGAAAAUGCGGUGUGCGGCUAUCCGGAGGCGUUGUUCGAUCGUCAACUUCUGACGUUGAACGCCAACGAGUUGGAGUGUGCCAACUCACCCAAACCCACCAUCGUACAAGAGCCAUCUACUCAGCUCACUGUGAAGGGUGCGAAUAUCACAAUGGAAUGCAUUGGAAUUUCACCAACGGCAGCAUCGUUGGCUGCCGCCGACGAGCUAAAGAUUAAGUGGCGUCACGAUAAUCAAAAUAUACGCGAACGCGAGCGUGGCCACUUUUUCACACCGCAUCACAGUGGCGCUGUAGCAAGCGGAGACAGUUACAGCACUACGGAAACCCGAAUACGUCAAGAUCACGCUACCAAUCAGACUACCAUAAUUGGUUAUUUGCGACUGUACAACGUCAGCUAUGCGAAUGCGGGACGCUAUCAGUGUGUUGUAUCCAACGCCUUCGGCACGACGUAUUCACAGAAAUUUAAAAUUUCAAUUGGAAUACAUCCAACCUUCCUGCAAAUACCCUCAAACUUAACCAUUGAUUCAGGCGACACAGCGCGUUUAGUUUGUUCGGCCACUGGUGACCCAGUUCCGGAGAUAGCCUUGCAAAAGUCCGGCGGAAGCGAUUUUCCCGCCGCAACAGAGCGGCGACUUCAAGUCAUACGCGAGGAGAAUGCCUUUAUAAUUACCAAUGCGAAGCCAAUUGACACUGGCAUUUACACAUGCACAGCUGAAAGUGCGGCGGGUGAAAUAAAAGUCAAUGCCACAUUGGUGGUAAAUGACAAGCCUCAACCUAACAUACCGGUUGUCAGAAAGGAAACUGUGGUGGGUGAAUCGAGCGUAUUGCAGUGUCUAAGUGACUUGGCUGCCGAUAUGAGUCAGCCGCAUCGCGAGUGGUUCAAAGACAACAAGCCAUUCCAUUUAGGAACGCUCAGCGCCGAUGCGGAGCGUUACUUCUUCACUUCCGAUCAUGAAAUUUUGGUUAUUGUGAACACAGAAUCGGCUGAUUCGGGCCAUUAUCGCUGCGAGAUAAGCGACAAUUCCAAAACGUAUACAGUACAAACUGAGCUGAUUGUUGUAAAGGAGGAACUGAGUCAGAAUAUGAUAUUUUUUGGUGUUGUCAUCGUGGCCGCGCUCUGCGUACUCAUUAUAGCGCUAGUGGCGUUUGCGCUGAUUCUGUACCAGCGACGCAAGGCGCUCAAACGACGUCGUGAAACGAGUCACAAUGCCAACAGUAUCAGCGGUGCACCCAGUGGUCUGCUUUCCGGCAGUGCGGGUCUAAUUGGUGGUGGUGCACGCGUUGCUUCGACCAGCUCGCAACUUCUCAAUGGCAGUCGCGGCAGCGCCCUGGAUCAAACCCAACUCACCACCCUGAAUCGCACGCUACUGCAAAAGAUACCAAAAGACGCACAGCGAAAAAGACCACACAGUGUAGGGGAUUUCGAAGCGAAUGCCGCCAAUUGUGAAAGUGCUGAAGGGGGCUUGCAGAAUGCUGGUGAUGAAUACGACGCUGACAGACAUCCGCAACACUUGAUAAUUACUCCGACACCCAACUACCAACAGCUGUUGCAACAGCAUGUGGACAACGAUGCUGAAGCAGAUAUAGAGCACUUCACAUUGACGUAUUUGAAACGCAUUUCAUUGCCGGACAGCGCAGGCGUUACUGGUGACCACGCACAGGACCACUUAUCCAGCAAAGAUUCCGGCACAGGCUCAGAUACGGCGGUAAAACGAAGCAUUGAUGAUUUCACAAUGUCAGCGCUGCUGCCAACACCAACUGCUGGCGAAAUGCAACAGUCGGGUGAUAGCGCCACAACGCCGGUCAACGAGUCUACACCACAGGCGACGCGUCGUUACAAUGGUGGUUACCGCCUCGCUGGUAUAGAAAACUCUUAUCCCACGGACGAUGGCGGUGAUAUGGACGAUGCGGAUUUACUAUAUGCUGCAACGCAUGCGCUAGGCGUAUCUGAAUGCGACGUAGAAUUGCUAGAUUUCGACCGACAUAGAGCAGCUACUAUGAGAGUAAACGACAAGGAUCAGCACGUGGAGACUGAAAUGGAUCUAGAAGCCAAUGCGGAUGCGCUGGCAACUGAACGAACACACUUUUUACAUAACAGCAAUAACGAAAACACAAGUGCGCGAAUCAGUGGUGGUGGCGGUGGCGGCAGGCAACAACACUACGAACGUUUAUCGACAACUUCAAAGCUUACCUAUCCCAACAACUACAGCGACAAUAGUUUUGAUGGCGGCGGUAGUGGGGAUGCUCGUUUAACCGCGCUCGGUGGUAAUUGUAAAGCCACAUUAAGUACAAACCCUAGGAGCAAUGCAGCGCAUGCGCAAACGGUUGAUAUUUAAGUACAUUUAUAAAUGGGACAAUUCCUAAAAGUUGUGCACCCAUUGCUGCUAAAGCAUUAAGGGUGCUUAGUAGCGAGUUUGGCGCAGGAGCAGCAAGUGUGUUUACAGCCAGUGAUGAGUACACCAAAUAAGACUGUAGUCCAUUUAUACAUACAGCGCGUAUAUACAUAUAUAUAGAAAAAAAAAUGUCUACCAAAGUAUCACAUUGAUACUACUGUAUAUUUAUAUACAUAUGUACAUACAUUCAUCCAGGAGUGCAUGUAUGAAUUGCAGAGAACCGAUAAAAAGUGUCAUAAAAAUAGCGCCGCAUUAUAUUGCGUUUAAUAAUAGUACAAAUUUCUAUGAAAAGUGAACAGUGACUGCUGCUUGAUUCACUUCAAUCGCAAAGUGCGACGGCAAUGCUCUAGCCUAGAAUUUGAGUUGUCGGCUAAACAUGUACAUCUAGGUGUGCAAUUUACUAACAAAUCUUACCAGUGUAAAAGCAGGUGAGGAAAAGUUCUAUACAGGCAGGGCUUAGUCGUGCCACUACAACGAUCACAACAACAGCAGCAUGCUCACUACAUCACUAUUAAAUUCUAAGCACACUUCAUUUGUUUUUGUUUAUUUUUUCUUUUUUUUUUCGUUUUACUUAUAUGCUAUUCUAAUUGUUUACGUAGAUACAUACAUACAUAUUUUAAAAAUAUAAUUAAGUUACAGCUAGAAACUUCAUUGUGAUAUUAUUUAUUACGCUAAUUUAAAUAAGUAUUUAAAUAAAUUAAUAUGUAUGACUAUGACAUCUGUCGAAUGCGGCUAUAGACAUUGAAUUUUGCUAUAUUGUAUAAAACGCUUGACGCUAAUUUAUAUAUGGAAAGAGUGUCGCGUAUUUAUGUAUUUGUUAAGAUUAUUAUACAUACGUAUGUAGACUAUGGAUUUUUUGUAAAGAUACACAUUUAAAUACAUACUUACAUACAGCCACGUACAUAUAUAUGUAUGUAGUAUGUAGAUUUCUAACUUUAGUUGAAAGUUAUGCCAAACCACCUAAUUAAUUGCACGUAUUGUAAACAUUGCUUUAAGUAAACAUAUUUUUAAGUAAAAUGACUCAUAUACUACAUGAGUAUACUAUACAAAUAUUUGUAUGUAUGUAAAUACAGUUUUAAUUUAUAAAAAUUAACUUACGCAUGCUCAUAUACAUAUGUUUCACGUUUUUUAAUUAGCUCUGCAAAACACAGAUAUUUUUGAAAUAGACAGAAAUGAGAUUUUUAAAAACACAUGACCUAAGACACCAAAAAACGAAUACACCAGAUCUGCUUUUCACACGAUUUGGCAAGGGGAUCAUAAGACUUGCGCAAAAGAAAAUGUGUUCAAAGAAAUUCUCUUGUUUGUUCCGAUUCGAAAAAAAAUAAAAAAUUCUAAAAAGGAAAAUCGUACAAGAUAAGACCGAUUUUUAGUAGCCGAAAGUAAUCAUUUUAAUUUUUUCUGGUAUGAAGAUCUUUAUUUGGAAGACUAUUUUUUCUGUCAUAUUUAAUCGGUAUAAUUUACAUCAAAUUUUGUUCGACUAAACUUGCGAUCUUGUGACCGCUUUGAACCUUGCAUGAAAAAUAUUUUAACUGAAAAUAGUGGUUAUUUGAUCGAAAAGUAGAAAUUAUAUUUUAGCGGUUAAAUUAUGAUUUUUGUUAUGAGUUCCAAUAUUGUAAAGAUAACAAAAUAUUACAAAUCGUUAAAACUAUUGAUGGCAUUAUAUUUUUUCCAUUUACUUUUUAUAGUGCUGUGAAGAAAUAGAGAAAAAAAAUCAAAUCAAUUCAAACAUUUAAUCAAUUCAGUUUCAGUUUUCAUAAAUUUUCUCAAAUCGAUUUGGAUCCGAACUCAUACAGCGUUAGUAGGGUGCAUUAGAGCUACUUAAUAAUUGUAACUUUGUCGUUGUUGUUAUAACUGCAUAUAAAUUCCCCAAAGGGUUUUUGGGAAAUGAGGCUGGAAUGACAGUCCUUGCCCAGAUAUGAAUCUGGGUCGUUACGUAGACGCCACUGUCAUGGGAACGAUUAUUGAUGUGCUGUUGCUGAUGUUCAACUGAAAAUCUUCUGAAAUUCUGCCGAAAUUGCGCAGUAAUAUUUUUUUAUAUUGCACUUUACUUUGUUCAUCGAACGCAAAAUGUAAGCAGUGUCUAAGGCCCAAAUUUUUAGUAGAACGUGAUGCUCUUUCAUAAAAAUUAACCCUGGCUUAUUUACUGCAGCUCGAAUGCAUCGGUAAAAAACGCUCUAUCCCAGCUGCAGAUUCAACAACGGCCUAUCCCAACACAUUUUCAAUGUAUUUUCGUUAGAGAUAAGGCGUUUUUUAACCGAAUUCUGAGAUAGGGCGUUCUU